Molecule: messenger RNA, 936 nt
Organism: Chenopodium quinoa (quinoa)
Lineage: Eukaryota; Viridiplantae; Streptophyta; Magnoliopsida; Caryophyllales; Amaranthaceae
Exons: 2
Coding region: 1-936 (311 amino acids)
Molecular function (GO): zinc ion binding
Source: RefSeq, a predicted model, not a curated record
AUGUGCUAUUACAGUAAUACAUAUGAAGCAAGUUGUGACUGUAAACACUUUGAGUGCCAUGAAAUCAUUUGUCGACAUAUGAUCUUUGUGUAUGACCAUUGUGGUGUUUCCAUUGUUCCCGAGAAGUAUAUUCUACGUCGUUGUAGGAAGGAUAUUCAAAGGAAACACACACGAGUGAAAGUAGCUUACCAUGAUCCACUUAAAAUCGAUGAAGCCAGGAAAUAUCACAAAUUGAUGGGGAUGUAUGAACCUAUUUUCUCAAAGGCUUCAGCUUGUAAGGAGGGUGUUGAGGCUGUGGCAGACUUGUUGCAAUUGAUGGACCUCAGAGUCGAUGAAGUGUUGGCAAUGGUUGCCAAAAGACAGGAACAUGGAGCUAAGGAUAAUGAAAACGAAGGUGAGGAUGAUGGCAUACAAGGUGUUGUUCGGACGCCUUCUUCUGUGGCUUUCAACAAGGGGCCUGGUUAUACAAAUACACCAGCCACACAUGCAUCUGGGUUGCGGAAUACAAUCCAUACAUCAGUUAGUGGGUUUGUGGAGAGUUGUGAUGGAUCCGUCCCAACAGUGAUUAAGGAUCCACCGCUGCCCAAGAAGAAGGCCUAUCGUACAACCAACGUGAGGUAUCCAUCUAGCACAGAGAAAAAGGGAAAAGAAAAGGCUGCUAGGGCGAAAAAUGCAGCAAAAAAGCAAGCUGUGGCGGCACAUAACAGUAUGUCAUUGUCAACAAAUGACUAUGUACGAUCGGUUGGAGGGAUUCAAAUGAGGGAUGUGGAUGGUUCCUUAGGGUACUUCACUUCUGUUAGGGGAACAAAUUCUGGUGUUUUUUUUGCAAGUGUACUAGGUACUCCUGUGGUACAUUUAUCGUGCAUGAACUGUACCAUUGGGCAGUUAUCUUCAUGUGUUGAAAAUAGAGGUGGUUACAUGAAUAGUUUCUUGUGA